AGCGUGGAUCAAGCCGCUGGGAGCGGCGGCUAGCGGCUAGCUUCAUGACAGGAGUUCAGGAAAUGUGAGCGGUGUUAAGUCACAGAGCUCCUCCUCGCUAUGACACUCCACCUGGCUUUCCGUCGUAUUCAGUCUCUGCUGUUAAAUUUCUCGACAGAGUUAGUGGAAAUAUGAAAUUACUCUUUCUUGCUUGUCUCAGCCCCAAAACUGGAAAUCAUACCACAGCUAAGAGAAUAAGAUCCCACAUCGAAGCAGCAGGACACAUUUGCGAGCUCAGAGAUGCAAAAGAAUUUCAGUCUCCUGCUGAUGUGGCAGAUCUACUGUCUCACAAUCCCUCGAUUGGGGGUGCCCUGGCCAUUCAUCUGUUCAAAGCAGGCAGACUCCUUCUUGAUGUCCAAAUACCCUUUGGCGUAAUCUUUGGCGGAACAGACAUAAAUGAAGAUGUGAAAGUGGAGCAGAAGCGUGUGGUUAUGGAACAGGUGUUACUCAAAGCCAGGUUCGCUGUCGCAUUUACUGACAAACUGAAAGAAGAAGCUGGGUUAUUUUUGGUGUCCCAGAACUGCAAAAUCUGUGUCCAGCCCCAAGGGAUCCAGACAGAAGUGACUGAGAAACUCUGCUGGGCUGAAUUCUUGAGGAGUUCAGGUGUGAGCAGCGAGGGUGUGGACGAGCUGCACGUCUUCCUAUUGGUCUGCGGCCUGAGAAGAGUCAAAGACCCCCUCUAUUUGGCGGAGGUCUUUUCAGCGUGGCACUGCGAGAAUCUGCUCAAUGUGCUGGUCAUUAUCGGGCCAAGAAUUGAUCCGGUGUUUACUGAUGAAGUGGAAGCUGUUGUCAGUAGAACAGCAGGGGUCUUCUUGGCCCAGGAGAGGAGCCAACAGGAGCUUCAUGCUGUCAUGAGAAGGUGCUCGGCUGUGGUCAACAGCUCCGUCUCAGAGGGCAUGUCAGCGGCCAUCUUGGAGGCCAUGGAUCUCGGGGUUCCUGUGCUGGCCAGGGAUAUUCCAGGAAAUGCAGCUGUGGUAGAGCACGAGGUCACCGGCCUGCUGUUCUCCUCUCCGCAGGAAUUUGUGCAUCAAUCUCAGAGGCUGUUGUCAGAUCAUGUGCUGAGGGAGAGAGUCGUGAGGAACGGAAAGCUCUACGUGGAGAAGCAUCACAGCCUAAAACAGGAACGGGAAACCUACCAGCGACUGGUGGGCACGCUACACCCAGCAUAAGGUCACCGCAGCCAACGCCACACUUGACACUUUCUCAGGAAGCAACGCGGCAGAGAAGAUGGCGAUGCAGUGGUGUGUUCACUUCACAACGAGAUUCUUAUCCCUGUGCCUUUGUCUGCAGAACUCUGCUAUACAGCACUUUGCACCAAAGACGAAAGAGUAAAAAUUAUUUUCCUGUUUACAUAUAUAAUGCACAUUAAUUCAACGAUGUACUGUUAUUUAUAGUUUAUUGUAAAUAUAACAAAAUAAAGGGAUCUCUGCUUAUUCAUUCAAUUUAA
Molecule: messenger RNA, 1486 nt
Organism: Salarias fasciatus (jewelled blenny)
Lineage: Eukaryota; Metazoa; Chordata; Actinopteri; Blenniiformes; Blenniidae
Gene: glt1d1
Product: glycosyltransferase 1 domain containing 1
Exons: 12
Coding region: 171-1208 (345 amino acids)
Source: RefSeq, a predicted model, not a curated record